CAGCUAUGGCUAACCCUUCAGCGGCGGUAAUCAUGGACAGCUUUGUCUGUUCCCCGUUCAGCAAGAGCCAGACCUUCAGGAGCAGCCCCGUGUCCGGCCGCGGCUGGGACGCUGCGGCCAAGCAGCCCAGCUGGAAGCAGAGCAAGAGCGGCAGCAUCAGCCCCUUCCUCGGGGGGCCCUUCACGCCGCUGCCCUCCGACUACCUGGACAGCUACCGGCGGGCGCAGCUCCAGGCGCUGCUGUCGCAGGUGGGCCCCUCGCUGGCGCCGCGGCCGCGCCGGGCCAGCACGAAGGAGGCGGCGGUGCAGGUGAGCCUGCGGGCCGACGUGGCCGUGCAGUGCUCGCUGGGGCCGCGCACGCUGCCGCCCGCCCGCGCCUUCAGCCCCGCCGCCCUGCGCGCCCCGGGCCGCCUCGCCCUCUUCUCGCCCGCGCCCGAGCGCCGCCUCUUCGCGCCGCCCGAGGCCGCGCCGCUCCCGGAGAAGGCAGCCCCGGCCCAGGAGGCCCCGACGGCGGCCGAGGAGCAGCAGGAGGGCCCGGCGGGGGCCGCGCUGCCGCCGCAACAGGAGCCGCUGGGGACGCGGCGGGAGGAGACCGCGACUCCCAGGCAGAGAGCUGCCUUCCAGUUCUUGGAGCAGAAGUAUGGCUAUUUCCACUGCAAAGACUGCAAGACCAGAUGGGAGAGUGCCUACGUGUGGUGCAUUUCUGGAAGCAACAAGGUGUACUUCAAGCAGCUCUGUCGCAAAUGCCAAAAGGGCUUCAAUCCCUAUCGAGUGGAAACAAUCCAGUGCCAGAUCUGUUCCAAGACUCGUUGCUCUUGCCCUCAGAGGAAGAGACAUAUUGACCUGAAGAGACCUCAUCGUCAAGAACUCUGUGGCCGCUGCAGGGGCAAAAGGCUGUCCUGUGACAGCACUUACAGCUUCAAAUACGUUGUCUGAUCCAUGUGCCCUCUUCUGUUUUGUGCUUUGCACUUUGUCUAUUGCAAUGUUUUGACUUAAGGCUUUUGACCUGGCAUUGGAUAAUGGAUGAAGACUUCAGUAUUAUUGUAAAGUAUAAUAACUUAAAGUACGUAAUUUCACUGUAUAUAUGCUGUAAAUGAAGUUCAAUAAAAGUCUGCACUAGUUUGAUACCCCUUAGUUUCAGUCUCCUUUGCUGAAAGAGGAAAGUAUAUCUGUAAGGAAGCAACCCAUUUGAUUUCCUGAAGAUAGACUUUGAAGUAUUCAGGGAAUGCUAAGAUUCAGGCUACACUAGCACGUUUUUUCUUCAGUCACUCAAACUGAACUAGGGUGGAAGAUGCAAAUGUUCUGGAGCACAAAGUCUGGUGUAAAUGCAAAUGAGUCUUCCUCCUGCCUCUAUCAACUGCAUAUAUAAAAACCACAGCUGCUUGGUAAUCAAAGACUAUCUGCCAGAACAAGACUAUGGCUGUAAAAUAGGUGGGAAAAGGGUGUAAGUUGCCCAUGUUUCAAAUGGGGGGGGGAAAAAACCUUUUGACUGGCACUAUCUGUGACAGUGUAAAAAACACUCUUCAGGGUAGAAGGAAGUUCAGAGGCUUUCAUAGAUCAAUGAAACUACUUCUGCUGUUGUAGUCUUCCACGCUGCACUGUGAGGAUCUUUUUGUCAGGCUGUAGUUACAUUUCUCACUAUUUUCUAUGAAUGGUUUCAGCAUAAACCAGGAGCCAGGUACCUUCUGGGGGGCUGCUGAUCAUGGAUAUUGUGUAGACCGUUCUGAUUCAGACAAGAACACAAUUUUCACAACAAGCACGUACUGUGUUCUGACUAUAUAUGACUUUUAUACUUUAGUUAAAUGAAUGUACUGAUCCAAAUUUCAAAGUUACUUCACAAAAACAGUUAAGUGUAUUUACAGUGUGAAUAAGUUACAUAGUUGUCAGAAUAAAAGUGUCUCAGAUGUGCAACAGAUUUACAUGCAUACAUUUAACACUGGACAGCAGUUAAAUGUAAGAAAAAAACAUAUAGUCAUGACUUUUAUAUAUACAUUACAAAUAAAAUAAGACCUCUCUUUGAAGAAAUUUAACAUGAGAACUUGCAUUUCACGUUAAUAUUUUUACUUUUUAUACUCAAAAUUUAUAUUAAAUAAAAAUAUGCAUGCGUAACAGUUCAAAAGAUUUGACUCUGUGAUGGGACUUUCUCCUACAAAAUGGCAAGUUAAAUUAGAUCAACCAUCCUUUAAUAGUAUAAAUAUAUUCAUAAAAGCAAACCUCUAGUAAAAAGCAGCCAAGGUCAUUAAUAAAAAAAAAA
Messenger RNA from Passer montanus (Eurasian tree sparrow), 2253 nucleotides. RefSeq names its product zygote arrest 1 like (gene ZAR1L). NCBI's taxonomy places the organism in Eukaryota, Metazoa, Chordata, Aves, Passeriformes, Passeridae. Bases 6 to 935 code for a protein of 309 amino acids. The transcript is spliced from 4 exons. Gene Ontology annotation, molecular function: mRNA base-pairing post-transcriptional repressor activity. Gene Ontology annotation, biological process: translation. The record is from RefSeq and is a predicted model, not a curated record. Gene Ontology annotation, cellular component: cytoplasm.